Oenanthe melanoleuca is the source of this 1719-nucleotide messenger RNA. RefSeq names its product neutrophil cytosolic factor 4 (gene NCF4). The transcript is spliced from 11 exons. Gene Ontology annotation, cellular component: NADPH oxidase complex. Gene Ontology annotation, molecular function: protein binding; superoxide-generating NADPH oxidase activator activity; phosphatidylinositol binding. The record is from RefSeq and is a predicted model, not a curated record. Gene Ontology annotation, biological process: superoxide anion generation; phagocytosis; respiratory burst. NCBI's taxonomy places the organism in Eukaryota, Metazoa, Chordata, Aves, Passeriformes, Muscicapidae. The coding region runs from base 269 to 1318 and encodes 349 amino acids.
UGUGGCAGUUUUGAGACAUGACAGACAUCAGAGAACAGUCUCUCUUUAUUACUGUUUUCCCCCUGGUACUUCCUCAAACCCGUGGGGGUGGGGAGGUACAGCAGAAAUCGUCUGGCACUGAAACAGUGAAAAAAGAUCUCUGAGGCCUUGCAAAGGAGUCUUGUUUCAUGUAGGGAGAAUUACUUUGGCUCUGUGUUCAUCCUAUUGAACCAGGAACUGCCCAAGAAGAAGAGGAAUAGAUCUUAGUCAUCUGGGUUUAAGGAGAACCAUGUCUCUUCCCCGACAGCUGCGAGAAAAGAGUGAUUUUGACCAGCUUCCAGAUGAUGUACCUGUUUCAGCUAAUAUUGCAGAUAUUGAAGAGAAGAAAGGUUUUACUAAUUACUAUAUGUUUGUCAUUGAAGUAAAGCUUAAAGGGGGUGGCAGAUACCUGAUUUUCCGGCGCUAUCGAGAGUUCUAUGCCCUUCACACCAAACUGGAGGAGAGAUAUGGGCCAGAGAGCAGUAACAGCCCAUUCACCUGCACACUCCCUGUGCUGCCAGGAAAAGUUUUUGUUGGUGCCAAAAGGGAAAUUGCUGAGAGCAGGAUUCCUAUCCUAAAUGUCUACAUAAAGAACCUGCUCUGCCUCCCUGCCUGGGUGUUGAUGGAUGAGGAUGUUCGGCUGUUCUUCUACCACUCAACCUUUGAUGGUGAGCAGGUGCCUCACAGGCUGAGACGGCUUCGCCCACGGACGCGCCGAGUUAAGAGCAUUUCAGAUCCAGCGCCUGUUUUGGACCGCACCGCAGCCCCGCGGGCUGAGGCACUGUUUGAUUUUCCUGGAACCAAUAAACUGGAACUCAGCUUCAAGAAGGGAGAUUUGAUCUAUCUCCUCAGCAAAGUAAACAAAGACUGGUUGGAGGGGACUGCUGAUGGUGCCACUGGGAUUUUCCCAUGUGCUUUUGUGAAGAUCAUAAAAGAUUUACCACAGCAGGAAGACACAAUUAAUAAAAUUCGCUGUUAUUACUAUGAUGAGACCAUGAGCACUAUUAGGGAUAUCUCAGUGGAAGAGGAUCUGAGCAGCAUUCCAUCAUUCAAAGACCUGAUGGAAUUGAUGAGGCAGGAGUUUAGCCGAGAUGACAUUGCUCUGAAUUACCGGGACCCUGAUGGGGAUCUGAUCCGCUUGCUCUCUGACCAGGAUGUUGAACUCAUGGUGUCUCAGAGCAGAAGAAGCCCCUCUCAGAAGCACUUUUUCCCUUGGAAGUUGCACAUCACUCACAAAGAUGACUUGGGUGUCUACAACACUAGUCCAGGAACACGUGCUACUCAAACAAUACUCCCAUAAAUUUAUCUUCAUUUGCUGAUCUGAAGGUUUGUGUGCCAGUGUGUAAUUAUUUCUCUCAUGUUGGAGUUUGGGUAUUCAAAGUUUGUCCUAGGAGCAUCAAGAAAAACUUUCCUGGAUUUCAGUGAAGAAACUGCAACCCAUCUUAACUUUCUUCUUUUCCACUGACCAGUGGAAAAUAUUGAAUUCUGUGAAUCAAACCUAAUACAUCUGUGGUGUUCCUUAUAGAUCUUUGUAAUUGUACAGUCUACUUAUUUUCAUGUUCUGGGAAAAUGUGUAGGAUAUCUACUCAAACAGCAAUUUCUUCUCUAUCUUCAGCUUUCUGAAACUGCAUUUCAAAGUAGAACUAACAAGAAAUCACUGUAUCAGAUUCAUCAACAAAUAAAGUUAAAUAUUAGUUCAUC